This is a messenger RNA of Talpa occidentalis (Iberian mole), 2907 nucleotides long. It is a transcript of the gene CEP95, whose product is annotated as centrosomal protein 95. The coding region runs from base 166 to 2598 and encodes 810 amino acids. The record is from RefSeq and is a predicted model, not a curated record. The transcript is spliced from 20 exons. Lineage: Eukaryota; Metazoa; Chordata; Mammalia; Eulipotyphla; Talpidae. Gene Ontology annotation, cellular component: spindle pole; centrosome.
AGUGCUCCCGCGGCGGCCAAUCAGCGGCGAGAAGCCGUUUUAACGUCCUCCCUCCUGUACCCCGCCUGGGCGCUGCGCUCGCUCCCCCGCCCCCGGCGCGGCCCUUCCCGGACACCGUACCCCGCACGCUCGGCCGGGCGUCUGGCGGCGACCGGCGUCCGCGACAUGGCCUUCCCGGAGGCUGAGUGGGUAACCAUUGCUAAUAACCUCCUUUUGAAAUGUCACAUACACCUGAGAAUACGUGAACUAGAAGACUGUGAUGCUAAUGUUUUUAUUGCUCUUUAUCAAUCCAUUUUGGGAGAAAAGGUACCAGACCUGAUAGCUGUUCCUAGGAGUCAAGAAGAUGAAGCUCACAAUGUACAAGCAGUAAUUGAUUCAUUGGCCUUGGAUUACCUGCAGGUCAGCUUGUCUCACAUAUCAGGAGAAAAUAUAAUAAGAGGAGAUAAAGAAGCUAUUAAGAAUCUACUAGAAAUAUUUGAUGGGUUGCUCGAAUAUCUUACAGAACACAUCAGUGAAACAUCUGACGAGAAAAGUGAAAGUGACCAAGGUUUUAAAGAAUCCCAUAGCGGGGAACCUUUGGAAGGGCCAGAAAGUACCAACGAUUCCAAAUCAUCAUGGAAAAGAGCUUCUUUUGGGAGGUACUCCUUGUCAUCUGAGGCAUUGGGUCCCACUUGGGAUGGAGAUGAAACAGAAUCCACUGGUGAACUAAUUAGACUUGGAGAUACUGCACACACCUUUUCACUCAGAAGUAAUGGUACCCAAGAUCCUAAUGACAUGCAGUUUAAAAAAACCUCACCCAUACCAUCCUCCACAUCACAUGAAGAGAUGCUGAAACCUCCCUCAUCUAGUUUUUUGUCCAAGAGUAGGACAUCCUUUAUUGAAAACAUGGAAAUUCCUCCUGUGGAUAUGAUUCCAAGUGCUAGAAAGCUAGGGGAGCCUAUACAAUCUGCUAUUCCUUUACAUCCACCCUACCACCCUUCAGCGCCUCGAGCAUCCUGCCCCAUGGGUAAAGAAUACCUGCAUUCAAGUCACUGCUCCCCUACCAUGAAUUCUACUGGAGAGGGCACCACAUUUUCUGUGGAACCAGAUGAUAGUGUUUUCUUCACUUCCAAGUCGCCUAAAGAUAGCCAACAGGAAAUAUAUCCAGCGCAGGUCCAGUGUCCUAGGACAAGGAAACUUCCCAAAGGAAAAAGAUAUGAAAACAAAACUGCAGUCUCAUCAUGGGAUUCACCUUCCUCCCAGAGGCCCAGAAAGAGGUUAACAGAACAAGAAUUACAUGCAGUAUCAGAGAAACUCUCUCAGCGGCUCUCUGAACUAGAUUGGAUGUUAAAAUGUGCCCUGGGAAAUCGAACUAAAGAAACGACUGACUAUGAAGAAGAUACUGGAAAUGAAGAGACACUAUCUCAGCACAGUGACAGCAUCAUGGAAUGUGGACCAAAGAAGCGAAGGCCAGGACUUGCCACGCAUAGAAAGUCACCCUACAGAUCUCAUUCACUCUCUCCAUCACCAGUUAACAGAAACAAGCAGCUCCUCAUGGAGAGAAAGAGACAGCAAAAGUCAAAAGAAACAGAUGAACGCCGAUGCCAAGCAAAGGCACUAACUGAAGCAUUUGAAAGAGAACUAAGAAGAAAUAAAGUUCAAGAGAAUACUGGACUGCUAGGAAUAAAUGAGGAGGAGGAAACAGACAAAAUAAACAGAGCUGUUCGUAAAGGAACUUCAAAAUGUAGUCAGCCCUGGAAGAUUUACUCUAGAAGAACCACAACUCAAAGUCCAAGAGAUGGUUUGCCAAAUAAAGCAGUUCCAAUGAAAGUGAAUGAGCAGAGUCUCCUGCCUCUGAUGCUGGAGCAGUUUCCAUUUCUCUAUGUUUCUGGACAAACACUAAGCAAAAUGUGGAAACAGCAAAUUGCACAGAUUGAACAGCUUAAAAAGGAUGCAUGUAGAGAAAAUCGAUCGAAGAAGAAACUCCAGGAUGAAAUAGAAGAAGCCUUAAGAAGGCAGGAUCUCCUUACUGCACUUGUCAAGAAAGAAUAUGAACAUAACAAGAGACUGCAAGACUUCAAGGACCGAAUUCAUAGGCAGAAGUUGACUCAAUCAAAGAUAAAAGAAAAUCGGCAGCAGAUCAUUCGUGCCCGAAAAUAUUAUGAUGAAUAUAGAGUUCAGUUGCGUGCCAAAAUGUUGAGAAUGAGAACCCGGGAAGAAAUGAUAUUUAAGAAACUGUUUGAAGAAGGCUUACAAAUUCAGAAGCAGAGAUUACGAGACCUAAGAAACUAUGCCAAAGAAAAGAGAAAUGAACAAAAGCAACAACACCAGAACGAACUGGACUCAAUGGAGAACUACUAUAAAGACCAGUUUUCAUUACUGGCAGAAGCUAUAUCACAAGAACGUCAAGAACUCAAAGCCAGAGAGAAAGCCCAGACCCAGACAUUACAUAAGGUGAAGAGGGAGCUGCGAUCUAAGAUGGAGAAGGAAAUCCAGCAGUUGCAGUAUAUGAUAACACAGAACGACGACGAUGCUUUCUUCCGGGAGCUGGAAGCUGAGCGCUUCAGAUCUCGGCUUCAAAUGGCUUCCUUUCAGUACAGUAAAAACCCCUUCCCGUGAGGCCAGACUUCACUGGUAAAAUUUCUGGACUUCACCAAAUCAGAACUAGAACUGAGCCAGUAAACAAUCUAAACUAGAAGAGUUAUUUUUAAAUGUCUUACCUAUAUACAGUCCCAACAAUUUUUAUGAAAUUAUGUAAUUUUUAAAAUAAAAUCAUUUUCUUAAAAGUUACUGCUUCUUGACAGUUGUAACGUAAGACACUUAAAACAAUGGGUAUCUCUCAACAUUCUGAGGGCUGCUCAGGACAGUCGGUGCAGGAGGGGAGAAGGGACAAGGGGAUAACAAGGGAUGGUAGUGAGGAAUAAAAUA